UUUGAAAAAAAAAAUUUCAUUAUUACAAAUUGGUGACUUAAAACCUCCUUUUAUAUAAAAAACAAACAUAAGUUUUGUUUUGUUCUUUUUAAAGGUAUUUACUUGUUUGUAUUUUCUUAAAGAAUUACUUUUAAUUUUAUAGUUUUUAUAUUAUUUUGUUAGGUAAUAAAUAAUAAAAAUAAUUAAUAUGGAGAAAUGUGACAUUGGAAAAAGCCUUAACAUUCAUUGCCACAAAACUGGAUUUUCAAGAAAACAAGGUUUUGUUCAAUUUAAAGAUCUUCCUUUUGAAAAACAAGAAGAAAUAAUAUGGCGAGCAAAUUUAAAGGAAAAAUAUAGUUCAAUAAGAAUUAUAUGUUGUUAUCAUGAGCAAUUCUAUGGAAAAUAUCUUGAGAGAAAAAUUACAAAGUGUUGCAAUCCUUUUGGAACACACAAGGAAAGUAAAAAAAUUGCUAUAAAAGGUAAUAUAAAGAUUUCCAUAGACAUGGCAAACUAUUUGCAAAAAAAUAAUGUUUAUGUAACCCCAGGUUGGAAAUUCUGCAGUAAAUGUUACAAAAAAGCAAUAGAAACUGAUGAAGAUUUAAAUUCACAGGAGGAAUGGGAAUCAAAAAGUGAGAAAAAAAUUAAGUUAGAUACCACUAUAGAAUUGCUUGGAAUCUCACCGGUCAAACUAAAAAGUCUUUCAAAACACAGCAAAUUGCCUGUAGCAAAACAAAAGUUUGAGAACACUAUUGACAGAGUUGCAAAAAUGGUCUCAUUAGCAUAUAAUAUUAAAGAAACUUUUUUAACAACAGAAAUAAAAAGCCCCAUUUUAAACAACAACAUUAACAAUGACCAUGAUCUAGACAUUUUAAUGUAUGAAAUAAAAAACAAAAUUUCAGAGACUGACUCUUAUCGCCAUAAGGUGCAAAUGUUAACACUCGCACCAAAAUCAUGGACACGUAAAAAGAUAUCAAGCUACUUUGAAGUGUCUGAGUAUCUUGUUCGAACAGCAAGAAAAGUUAAAAAUGAGAAUGGAAUUCUAUCAUUACCUGGGAAAAAAACUGGAAACCCACUUUCACCAGAAACAGUUAAUUUAGUGAUUAACUUUUAUCAAAGUGAUGAAUUUUCAAGAAUGAUGCUAGGAAAAAAAGAUUAUGUAAGUAUUAAGAAAAACCAACAUGUUCAAAAAAGAUUAUUGCUACUCAAUCUUAAUGAAUUACAUGUUGCAUUUAAAAAAGACUACCCUAACGUCAAAGUCAGUUUGUCAAAGUUUUGUACUCUUAAACCUAAAUGGUGUAUUACAACUAAUGCGUCAGGUACCCACAAUGUAUGUGUUUGCAUACAUCACCAAAAUACAAAAUUUCUCAUUGAUGCUAUUAGGUGGAAUAAAAGUUAUAAAGAUUUCAUGGCAUUGAUUGUUUGCUCUCUUGAAAAUGCAGAAUGUAUGUUGCAUCGAUGUAACCAAUGUCCUGGUAUUGAAGCGUUAAAAAGUUUUUUAGUGCAGGAGUUUAUGGACCAUGAGCAUGAAGAAGAUGUAGUAUUUAAGCAAUGGCAGAGUACAGAUCGUACAACACUACUUUCACAGUCAUUGCCACUAGAUGAAUUUAUUGAUUUAUUAUGUGACAGUAUUGACAACCUUACCACUAAUUCAUAUAAUGCAAAAACACAAAGUAGAUACUUAAAAAACUGUAAAGAAAAUCUUAACCAAAACGAAUGCUUAAUUUUAGGAGAUUUUGCUGAAAACUAUCAAUAUGUUGUUCAGGAUUAGGUUCAAAGUUAUCACUGGAGCAAAAGUCAAUGCUCACUUUAUACAGUUGUACUU
Molecule: messenger RNA, 1801 nt
Organism: Hydra vulgaris (swiftwater hydra)
Lineage: Eukaryota; Metazoa; Cnidaria; Hydrozoa; Anthoathecata; Hydridae
Source: RefSeq, a predicted model, not a curated record